AUGGUUCCCUCCCUUCAGAGAGUAGAUUUAGUAAAAGCCGUCACCUCUGAACAGGAGUUCCCAUCCAAAGCAAUGCAUGGUGGCAUUCUCCAUUGGAGGGACUGCCGAAACAUGUGGUCCACCUAUCUUUCCGUUGCACCGUCGUUCAGGCAAGAGUAUCGCCGUGCAGAAACAUUCAGGAUGGCCUACUGGAAUGCCAGUUUAACAGUCAUCGAGGUUUUCAGUACACCAAAAAGGUCGGUGAGCAACACCGUAGAGGAGGCGUUCAGGUGA
Messenger RNA from Opisthorchis viverrini, 273 nucleotides. RefSeq lists its product as hypothetical. The record is from RefSeq and is a predicted model, not a curated record. Bases 1 to 273 code for a protein of 90 amino acids. The transcript has a single exon. Lineage: Eukaryota; Metazoa; Platyhelminthes; Trematoda; Opisthorchiida; Opisthorchiidae.